Chlamydomonas reinhardtii is the source of this 6347-nucleotide messenger RNA. RefSeq lists its product as uncharacterized. The record is from RefSeq and is a predicted model, not a curated record. Gene Ontology annotation, molecular function: protein binding. The transcript has 20 exons. NCBI's taxonomy places the organism in Eukaryota, Viridiplantae, Chlorophyta, Chlorophyceae, Chlamydomonadales, Chlamydomonadaceae. The coding region runs from base 372 to 5942 and encodes 1856 amino acids.
CUUUCGCUUGAUAUCAGAGCUUCAGUCAAAAGGCUCGCGUCUGAAACUUCAACUCUUCUUGAAAGCUGACAGUGCCCCAGGGCGUUCUUCAAAGCAAGACCUACAAUUCUUGAGGCCAAAUGGAUGUUACUCUGUCUGUUAUGAUUGAUUUUGGGGCGAAUAGCACAUCAACGGGCGGGCGCUGAAGCCAUGCGCGCCAAAGCGGUCUCCGCAGUGCGUAGGCAAACUACAAUGCAGGCACGCCGCUUCCGGUGUCUGACCUGAAACACGGGCGGAAGUUGGCACCCGGCACGCGUCCAGCAAAACAGGCCUCAGCAGUCGAGCAGGAACUUCGACGAACUCCCCGGCUUUGCGGCAACGUGACAGCCAGGAUGAGGCAGCAAGUGUGCAUCCCCUCUGGCUGCCAGCAAUGGGUUUCCCGGACGGUAACUGUGGGCGUAGAUCGGUUUGCCUACAUGAGCAGCCUCGCCAUCUACGUGUACAGCUCCAGCAGCUUCAUGCCGCUGGCCAUCCUUGCCAAGCACGAGAAGCACCUGAGCGCACUGGCGCUGUCGCCCUUCCACUCGCACCUGCUGGCAGCAGCCAUUGGGACCAACCACGAGAUGCGGCUGUAUGACAUUGACACGGAGCUACCGGUAUGCAGCACCAGCUACAGCGCACCCAAGGCCAAUGUCCACAUCAUCACCUGGCACCGCACGCAGGAGGGCGUGUUGCUGCUGGCCGCCGGCUCGCAUCUGGUGGCCUGGGACGUCAGUGCGGCGCUAGACUCGGACGGCCACGGCCACAGCGCGCUCCAGCGCACCGCCAGUGCCAACUCGUUGUCGCCCUCGCCCGCCGCUUCUGCUAACGGCAAUGGCGGGGGCGGGGGCUUGUUCUCUAGGCUCAAGGGCGGCUUGGGCGGCGGGGGCGGCGCCGCCGCCGUCACGGAGAUGACGGGCGGCGCGCGGUGGCUGCCGCUGCGCGACUUGGGCCAAGCCAUCAUGGCGUUUGAGCAGUGCCCGCCCAGCGCGGCAGGGGCCGGGGGAGGAGGUGGCGGCGGCGGCGGCGGGGUGAACAUGGUGGCGGUCGCGACGGCCGAUGGCAAGGUGGUGCUGCUGGAGCUGGAGCCGUCCGGCCUGGCCGUCAAGUAUGAGAUGCGCUCGAUCUCACUGCCCGACGGCGUGCCGGCCACGUCCGUGGCGUGGGAGCCGCUGUCCACCAACGGGCUGCUGCUGGUGGUGGGGCGGGGCGGCGCACUGGCGCUGUACGACAGCGGGACAGGCGAGACGGUGCUUCAGUACGCCAAGCAGCCCGCCACCGCCUUCCGCUGCGCGCAGUUUGUGGCCAGCCAGCCUGGCAACUUCCUGCUCAGCAGCAGCCGCAGCGGCGCGCUGCAGCUGUGGAACGUGUCGCAGCCGCAGCCGCUCCGCCUGCUCAAGCCCGCAGGCGGCCUGGUGCAGGGCUUUGCGCUGCUGCCAGCGCCGUCCGCAGGCGCGAGCGGUGCAAGGGCGGGGGCAGGGGCGGGAGGCGCGGGGAAGCGUACGGCGGUGCUGGUGUCGUUCGCGGACGGCGGCGUGUGCGUGUAUGACCUGGCAAGCCAAACCACGCUGUGGCGGCAGGAGGGCGGCCACACGGAGACCAUAUUCGACUGCCGCUUCUGCACCACCGACCCCAACCUGCUCGCCACCGCCAGCUUCGACUCCUCCGUACGGGUGUGGGACGUGCGCACGGCGCGCUGCAUCAAGCUGCUGGGCGGCGCGGAGGGCAUCCUGUACUCCGUGUCCUGGUCCGCCGACGGCAAGUUGCUGGCGGCGUCCAAUGACAGCGGCAUGAUCUACAUCUACGACUACGCCCGCGGCAUGCUUAUCAAGGGGCUGCGGCAGCACACCAAGCAGUCGCUCAAGGUCGCCUUCCACCCCGUCAAGCCCACGCUCCUGGCGUCCUCCUCCGUGGACGGCACCGUGUAUGUGUACACGGUGGACGGCGAGACCGUGCGCACGCUGCGGCACUUCUCUCCGGUGUCGUGCAUCGCCUGGGGCGUGCUGUGCCCCGAGCUGGUGGCCACAACCACCGACCACGGAGAGCUGCACGUCUGGGACACGUCACGACCCGCCGCCGACUGCCUGCAGCGCACGCUGGAGGCGCACACUGCUCGUACCUUCAAUGUGGAGUUCUCGCCGCUUGUGAAGCACUGGCUGCUGAGCUCCUCCAACGACCGCACCGCGCGCGUGUGGGACGUGUCCACCGGCGACUGCCAGACGGUGCUGCAGGGCCACACUGCGGAGGUGCGCGCCGUGGCGUGGCACCCGGAGGUGGCGCACAUCUGCUUCACAGGUUCUUGGGACUCAGCGGUGCGGGUGUGGGACGCGCGCAACGGGCGCUGCCUGCGUGUGGCGAACGACCACCACGCCGACGUGUACGGCAUCGCCUGCCACCCCGCCCGCCCCUUCUUCAUCGUGACCUGCUCCCGGGACACCACCCUGCGGCUGUGGAGCACCCUCGACCUCACGCCACACCUGUUCCCCCAGGCUCUGCUGCUGCCGCUGCCCAAGCUGCGCUGCACAGCCGAGGAGGCUGUCAAGGCGCCCGAGUCGGCGCCGGCGCUGCUCAGCGGCGCAGCCAGUCGCGAGUUGGCGGAGCGGCUGGCGGGGUCGGCGGUCGGGCCGCUGGAGCGCUUCGCAGCGCUGGCCGAUUUCUUCAUGCCGCCAGCCUGCCAAGACGCUUUCUGGGAGCUGGCACGCGCCGUGAAGGCCAACGCCGUCUCCGGCAUCAGCGGCGGGCCCGGCGGCGCGGGCGACUCGGGGCCAUUGAUGGCGGACCUGGGGCCUCUGGGCUACGCCAGCCGCCGCCGCGGCAGCAGCGCGGGCCGCGGCGGCGCUGGCGGCGGCGCCGGGGGCGCGGGCGGCGAGGAGGGCGGCGGCGGCGGCGCGCUGCACCACUGGACGGUUGCGCGGCUGGCGGUGGGGUCGGCGGCCAACCACCUGGAGCUGGCGGCCAGCAGCAAGGCGCGCGGCGGCGGCGCGGGCCGGCGCGAGGAGCUGCUGCGGGAGGCGGCUCAGCAGCACCUGGUGGCGGGCAACGUGGAGCACUGCUGCGAGCUGCUGGCGGAGCUGGGCGACUGGGACCGCGCGCUGGCGCUGGCGCCCGUGGUGGGGCUGGGGCUGUGGCAGCGCCUCAUGCGGCAGCGGGUGGCGGCGCUGGCGGCCAGCGAGUCGCAGAGCCACGUGAGCGACGUGCUGCCGCUGUACCUGGUGUCGGGCGCCGUGCCGGCCCUGGUGGACGUGCUGUCGGCGUCCCAGCUGUACGACACCGCUUUCAACGUGGCGGCGGUGCAGGCCAGCGGAGGCUACGCCGCCCUGUCCAUAGCAGGGCCGGCGGGGGCGGCGGGAGGGGCGGGAGGCGCGGGGGCAGCAGGGGGCGUCAGCCACUCGGCCGGGGACCGGAGCCACAGCGCUGGGAGCAACAGCUACCCCAGCGCCAGCGGGGUCGGGGCGGCCUUGGCGGGGGACGCCAUGCCGCCGCCCUCCUCGCCACCCGGCGUGGGAGACGGCAGCGGCGCCGGCUCCUCGGCCGUACACGCGGCGCCAGUAAGUGGCGGCGGCAGCCUGCUUGCAACAAUAACCUCGCCGACGGGCAUUUCGGCUGGCGGCACCGGGACAUCCGGGGGCGGGGCGUCCGGCGGCGGCUCGACUCUGCCGCCGCUGCGCCCCGGCGGCCUGCCUGCCCUGGCCCGCGCGCCGUCCCUGCGGCCGCCGCCGCUGGCGCCCAUCCAGACCUCCGGACUGGGCUUCGGUGGCGGCGCGGGAGGGCCGCUGACCUCUCCACCGCCGACAGGCGGCGGCGCGACGCCGCCCGGCAGCGCUGCGGCGUUGACGGGCGCUGACUCCGGCAACGCCUCGCCCUCCGCCACCGCCCUGCGCAACGACACGUCGGCGCCGCUGCCAACCUUGGCGGCGCCGGUGUCGCCGCCGCUGGGGCCCGCGCCGCCGAGCGGCUCCAGCGGACAGUUGCCCAUGCCGCCGGCGAUGGCACCCGCGCCGCCGCCAGGCGGCAUGCGCUCCGCGCCCUCCAUGCGCGGCCGCUCGCUGGUCGCCGUAAGCGGUGGUGGCGGCGGCGGCGGCGGCGGAGCCGCCUCAGCGGCGGCGGCCGCCGCCGCCAGCCGGGAGGCGCUGGAGCGCGCGACGUCGGUGCGCUGCUCGCAGGCGCGUGUGUACCUGAUGCAGGGGCUGCCCAUGCAGGCGGCCUGCUGCGCGCUGUCGGUGGACGACGUGGGCGGCGCGGUGGGACUGCUGCUGCGUGGUGGCUGCGAGGAGGCAGCGCUGGCGCUGGUGAUGGGUCUCACGCGGCCGCUGUCCACUAUGGCGGCCGCCGGCGGCGGCGCCGCCGCCGCGGGCUCGCCCGUCUCGCCCGGUGCCGCUGGCGUCUCGCUCGCCGCAUUCGUGGCGGUGGCGACCGCCCACGGCGGCGGCACCGGAGGUGCCGCCGGCACCGGCGCCGGCGCGGGAGGCGGCAUCGAGGCGCUGGCGAUGGCGCUGCGGCCACGUGUGAUGGUGGCGGCGGCGCAGCGGCGCGAGGCGGCGGGUGAUUACCUGACGGCGGCGGAGCUGGUGCGGCAGCUGCCGGGCGCGGGCGCCGGCGCCGCUAGCGGCUUCCUGCGCGCCGCCGACAUACGCGACCUGCUGGCGGGCCGCUGCCGCGCCCACAGCGACCCGCUCACCACCAACCGCGUCUUUGCGGCGCUUGGGCUGCAAGAGCAUGCCGUCUACUCCGCGCCUGCCGCCACGGCGGCGGCGGGCGCCUCCGCCGCCUCCGGCUCCUGGGACGGCUUCCGCGCGCUGCUGCUGGGCGGCGCCGCCGAGGCGGCGGCGGAAUGGGCGCUCAAGGCAGCGGGCAAGCUGGUGGACGGCGGCCGGCGGCCCAGCCUCACGUCGCCGGAGUGGGAGCAGGCCUGGGCGGCGGUCAACAGCCUGGCGCCGAGCGCGCUGGGGCGCAGCAUGUGGCUGGAGGUGUUUGGCCUGGCUCUGUACGCAGGCGCAAUGGCGGCGUUGGAGCAGGGCAGCGCCGCAGUGGGGCUGUACCUGGUGCGCGUGCUGGAGGCGUGGGCGGCGAGCACGCCGGGCGCCUGCCUGCCAGUGUCGCAGGCCCGACUGGCGGCGGAGGUGAGCGAGGGCCUGGACGCCUGCCUGGGGCUGCCGGGCGUGUGCGGCGGCUGCAGCGGCGCCGAGGUGCGCGAGGUGCUGUCGGAGCUGCUGGCGGCGCCGCAGGGCAGCCAGUGGAUGCAGGGCAUGCUGCAGGCGCGCCUGGCGGCAGCGGAGGCGCGCAUGGCAGGUGGCGGCGGCGCCACUCCGCCCAUGUCGCCGCCCUUUGUGGCCGGCCGCUCCUCCCAAUCCACCGGUGGCGGCGCCGACGAUGGCCCCGGCGGCCCCAGCCUCGUGGCUCUGGCCGGGAGCUCCAUGUCCCGGAGCGCCCGACGACUGGCGAGCCUGGGCGGCAGCGUUGGGGCUGGCGGCGGUGGCGGCCGCGGCGGCGGCUUGGACCUUGGCGCAAGCUCCGGCCGGCUAGCUGCGGGCGGCGCAGUCGCUUCGGCGCUGGCGGCGUUGUCGCCUGCCGCUGCCGGGGGUGCAGAUGGCGCGGGCCGGGCGACCGCGGGAGGGGCGGGGGCGGGCGGCGGCACAAGCUUGAUGACCCUGGCGGACUUGGCUCGCGGGCCCGUGGUGGUGGCGGCGGCGCACGUGCCGUCUCGCUCGACUGGCACGGCAAGCGGCGCGCUGCCGGUCUCGGUGGUCAGCGGCGGCGCCAUCCGUGGCCCAGCUGUGGCGCUGGACGGGGAGAGUGUCGGAAGUGACGAGAGCGGGAGCGGAGGGCGCAGCAGCGCGUUCGUGUCGCUGAGUGAGGCGGUGGCGCUGCGGCGCGUGCUCACGUACAGCCCGCUCUUCAGCGGCAAGCUGCUGCGGCUGCCCUGAUGCACGGCUCCUAGGUGGGCGGCACAACAGCAGCGGGGUGAUAAUUGAACGGGCAGGACAACUGGGCAAGUCGGCGCCCCAGUUGCCCUCGGUUGGUGGUCUGCUGCUUCAAGCAGAGCAUGAGGCGAUGUACUUCGGGGCCGCAUGAAAUGGCUGUGACAGUGUUUACCGACUGGGCUGACUGUAGCAUGCAAAUCUUUCCGCCAUGCCUAGGGCACCCCACUGAGUAACGGUCCCGAUGACGCGUCUGCGUGUGGAGGUUGAGCGGGUUGGGGUGGAGCAAAAAUCGAACUUGAGCUUGCGCUUAGGAAGUGCAAGGCCUUAGUUAGCAUGUAUUUAUGUGUGAUAACGCACUCAGCCUGCUCAGCGGCAGGAGAAAGGGCCACUGUUGUCAUGAAUGUACGU